This is a messenger RNA of Monodelphis domestica (gray short-tailed opossum), 20300 nucleotides long. NCBI's taxonomy places the organism in Eukaryota, Metazoa, Chordata, Mammalia, Didelphimorphia, Didelphidae. The record is from RefSeq and is a predicted model, not a curated record.
AGGGGAAUGAUGGAAGAAAAGUGAGAGAUUGGGUAUGAUCUGCUAGAGAAGAUGGGAUGGAAUGCAAUGACUUUUGCUUGUGCAAAUAGAAGGGUUUUCUUUGGCUAGAAGGAGGACUACUUCAUGAGAGACAAGGGUGAAGGAGGAGAAAGUGGAAGAAGGCAUCUGAAUGAGCUACUGUAUCCUGGCAGUUGGUGGAAGCAGUCAUCAAGCAAUCCAGAAGAAGAAAGAGGAAGCAAAGCAGAGAACAGAGAACCGGAAAAAAAGGAGUAUCUAGAAGACUUCACUAUCUACAAAGAAUUCCUAUUUGACCUGGAAUUUGGCCUGGAUCUCCUCCAUCACGGUGGCAAAACCUUUUGUUACCUCUAUCUAUUGUUUGAUUAAGAGUACAUCUCCUACUCUUAACUGUGAAAAAGAUUUAUCCAGAAGUGAGACAUUGAAAUCUGAUGUCUUCUUGUAGAUCAGGAAUGGGAAACGUACAAGACAAGGGUGAAUGACGUGACUUGCUUGGAGCCUGGGGCAUGUGGAGGGGAGUAUGCAAAGUUUUAGGCCAAGAUGACUAUCCUGACUUGAUGCCCAAAGACUGAUGAAGGCUAUAACUUUGAAGUCUAAUGUCUGACAUUUUUGAAAUAGUCUUAUUUUGUGGGGGAAAGGGCUUUUAUCAAGGUUAGUAUCUAGUAAUCCUCCUUUAGUUUCUAUUUAAGACUUAUAAAACUAAAUUGGCAAUUUGGGCCCUUUGUACUUAUCUUUCCAACAGGUUUUAUUGAUGAAAAUACCAUCUCUGUAUCAUGCUCUGGUAAGAAAUGUAAGGACCUUUUUGGUUCUUUGAUUUUGCAUGUGAAAAUGAAGUGUGAAAUUUGCAUGUAGUGAUUAACCAUGCAUAAGGAUUACCUUUUUUUUUCCAACUUGAGUGUGAGUAGAUUUAUGAUCUGAAGUUUUCUUUUUUCUUUUCUGGUUUUAAAUAGUUAUAGGAAUAUUCAUCUCCCCAAAAUGUUGCUAAAUAUAAGGGAUUUCUCUUAAAAAGUUAAAGUUCUUUUUAUGAAAAAUUACCCACAUUUGAUUGGGAUAUUGUGAUAUGUUAUACAUUGCUAAUUUGAUACAAAGCUAUUGGCUUUAAUUUUCUUAUGUGUAUUUUAACAUUGCUGGUAAGUCUCAAAGUUUUAGAAUUAUUGGAUAAAGGAAAAUAUUUGGUGAGAACUAUUAGGUAGACAAUAAACAGAAAUGUUUUGCUUUCUUGUUUAUAUUUGCUCCAAAGAGAAAACUAUUUAAGACUACAAAAAUUUCCAUACAACUCCAUUGUGUUAUUCUGAUUUUCCUCACAGAUGUAAAUUCCUUGAGAGUGUGCUAUUUUGGUUUUUGUCUUUGUAGCCCCAGUGCUUGGCAUGUACUUAAUAAAUGCUUAUUGAUUGAUUACAUUGUGAUUUAUAUCCCUUUCUAAUCCCAUUGUGGUGCAGUGGCAAGAGUGCUGGGUUUAGUUAGAGGACCUGGGUUUGAUUCCUGGUUCUCCCAAUUCCUACCGGUAAGGCCUUAGGUAAGUUAUUUGAACUUUUCUGUGUCUUAAUUUCCUCAUUUAUAAAAUGUUGAGAUUGGACCUGAUGUCCUCUUUAAAUUCAACUUUGCAUUUUUUCUGCUAUGAAGGUUGUGAUACUUGGUAGUUAAAUUUCUUGAAAGCAAGGACCAUGUCUUAUUUAUCUUUCUAUCCCCAAGACCUAUGGCAGAUUGUAUUGCACAUGGGAAUUUAAAAAAUUUUAGAUUUGAGGCUAGGAAAAUGUAAAAUUGUAAAGAUGAGAACCUUAAAUGAAUUUUUUUUUUCUCUCAAGGAGUUAAAAGUAUUCAGCAGCAACUUUCAUUUCAUUGAAUACCUUUCAUUUUUCUUUUGAAAAAGAAAAAAUAUAAAGCAGAGUUGGCAAAAAGCUUCCAUCUGUCCUUAAGAUUAUAUAUUGGGACUUUUAUUCCUAGCACCAGGGUGUUUUAAAAUGUUUUUUUAAUGUUUCUGGAAAUUAGAUCUCUCCAGGAUGGAAUAGCUUGCCUCAAGAGAUAACCAAGUAGGUUUCCAGAACCUCAGUUCAAACUUUCCAGGGAGGAAGAAUAAUUCUCUUGUUGGAAAUGUUGUAGAACAGGCUCUUGCUCAGUUAUGUUUGGACUAGAAGGCUUCUGAGUUCUCUUGCAAGCUUGAUGUUGAAUGAUUGUUAAUUUUUUUUUUGUAAGAAAACAUCAACAUUAAAAAUAAUUAGAACCAGGCUCUAUUUUUGCAACUAAAAUCAUAGGUGGCUUUCACCUUUUGGGCUGAAAAGCAGUGCCAGUUUUUCACUGAUACAUGAGUUAAGUGUAGUGUUGUCAACUCCAGACAGCUAGACUUCUGCAUGAUGGAUAAUUAGGGAUUUUUUUAUGCUGAAUAGUUCCCUGAUCUUUAAGAAGUGGUGUGGAAGAAUUAUUCCACUGAGUCAGGAGAGGACCAGUGCAAAAGAAUCUCCCUAUAAUUCCAUUUGAUGCGCCUUGCUUAAAAAAAUUACUCCCAGGGGCAGCUGGGUAGCUCAGUGGAUUGAGAACCAGGCCUAGAGAUGGGAGGUCCUAGGUCUAAAUCUGGCCUCAGACACUUCCCAGCUGUGUGUCCCUGGGCAAUUGUGGGAUUGCCUCUCUAACCAGAUCCUCUAGUUAAGAGCUAUAGUAUAAAACUUGUUUUGUAUGUUUGGGAACUAGUUUCCUUCCCUAGAGUUUUGGGUUUUCAUAAUGAAUUUGAUGCUCCAAGCAUUCUUACCCAGCAUUCUUCUGCUGAAGUUAUGCUAUGAAACUUGGAGAAAAGUUGUUGAAGUGCUUUUUGUUGAAAAAUAAUCCUCCUAAAUCUUGUCUAGGUCGAAAUAAUACCUGGUGGUUAGACCUGUCUUUGUUACUAGAGAUAGCACUGGAUUGACUUGAAAUAAAAGUACUCCCAGUUGUGUCAGUGGUAAACUCAAGAACAGACUACUUCAAAGUAUUCUAAUUAAGGUUUUUUCAUUGUUUCUUUUUAAUUCACAGAUGUCUUACAGGAUUAAAAGUACGAAGGUGGCUUCUGCUUCUUCUACACAAGUUUGAGGGUUCAGAGCCACGAGGCAGCUGACUUUAGGAGAUCCAUCAUGCAGAACCGACAAGGAUAUUGCAACUGUUGCCAUGUGCACUAUAUUAACCUUGAGCAGCAUAUAAUCAGCCCCCAACACAGAUACUUUGCUACAUAUUGUAGAUAUCGGAUGGGUACCAAUAGCCUUUUGGAUCGUUUCCUUCAUGAUGUCAUGCAGUAUCACCCACAUCAGUAUUAUGAUAACAGACCAACAUAUGAUGACAUACCACUUCUCAGCCGUCUGUCACCUCCCAAGGAGGCUCAGUUGGAUGUUGAUCGGAUUCCAGAAAAGGGGGUUGAGAAAGAAACUAUUGGUGACAGAGAAGAUUCACCUACAAAGAACUUGAAAUCCAUUGCAGAUUCAUGUUCUUUUUCUUAUAAAUCUCAGAAGGAUAUGGAGGAGGUUUCUCUUCGACAGUCAGUUAUCCAAGCAGCAGUGAAUGAACAGCAAUUAUCUACAGAAGACCCUCAGGAGGAGACUAUGUGCAUUGAUAACAACAUGAAAAAGCACAUUCCUGAGGAAAAUUUUCAAACUACACAUAGUAGCCAUAAAAUCCAAUUUACACCAGUGUUCCCCAGUUCUGUUAACUCUUUACCUCAAGAUCCUGCUGUUAGUCCAGUUGUGACCGAAAAUGCCAGUUCAUCAUCCCCAGAAACUCAUUCGAUUUCUGUUAUCAAAUGUACCCCAAACAGGAAGGAUACGUGCAAUAAGGAUGUACACUUGGACAAAUGUCCUAACUCUUUUGAGUCAUCACUCCAGUUAGGAACCUCUUCAGUUUUACGUCAGAGCCCUAAAGUUGGACAAGGGAACUCUUUGGAUUUGACCUCAGGUAAAUCAUUUUUGCAACGAGAUGGUUUACGAUCUCAGGGUAAAACUUGGGAGGCUGACUUCCGACUCAGGAAACCCAUGGGUACUGGUGGCUCACUAAAAUUUGAGUCAGUCCCCAGAGUAGGAGAAAAUGUAGGGGAAAAGUUGAGCAGUGUGGGUAUGGGUAUUGAUGGCUCACAAAACUUUAAGUCAAUCAUCAGAUUUGGGAAAAGCUCAGACACAAAGUUGAGCAGUAUUGGUGUUGAAAUUGGUGGUUCAUUAAGAAUUGAUUCAACCCCCAAAGUAGGAGACAAUUCAAAAACAAAGUUUAGUAGUAUUGGUAUGGGAACUGGUAGUUCAUUAAACCUUGAUUCAACUCCUAUUUUAGAAGAAAAAUCCCCCCCAAAGGUGAGCAAUAUUGGUAUGGGAACUGGUGACUUACUAAAUAUUGGUUCAACCCCUAAAUUAGGAGAAAACUCGCAAACAAAAUUGAGAAAUAUUAGUAUGGGUAUUAAUGGCUCACAGAACUUUGAUUUAACCCUCAAGCCAGGAGAAAACUCAGAAACAAAGUUUACUAGUAUAGGUAUAGACUUCCAGAACUCUAAGUCAAUCAUCCGAUUUGGAAAAAGUUCAGAAUCAAAGUUGACUGUUCCUGGUAAGGGAACUACUAGCUCACUAAACUUUGAGGCAACCCCCCAAAUAGGAGAAAACCCCCAAAUUAAGUUAAGCAGUAUUGAUUUUAAUAGUGGUAGCUCACUAAACCUUCACUCAACACCUAAAUUGGGAGAAAUCUCAAAAACAAAGUUGAGUAGUAUUGGUAUGAGUACCAGUAGCUCACAAAACAUUGAGUCAACCUCCAAAGUAGGAAAAAAUCCAAAGACAAAAUUGAGUGGUAUGGGUAUAGGUAUUGGUGACUCACAAAAGUUUAGAUCAAUCAUCAGAUUUGGGAAAAGCUCAGAAACAAAAUUGAGCAGUAUUGAUAUGGAAAGUGAUGGCUCACUAAAUUUUGAUUUAAUCCCUAAAUUAGGAGAAAACUCAAAAACAAAGUUAAGCAGUAUUGAAAAACAUAAGAGGGACUCAUUAAACUUUGAACCAGCCUCAAAAUUGGGAGAAAAUAUAGAAACAAAGUUGAGGGGUACAGGCAUAGCUACUGGUGACUCACGAAACAAAUCAAUCAUCAGAUUUGGACAGAGUUCAGAAAAAAAAUCGGCCCAUAAGGGUAUGGAAACUAGUGGCCCAGGAAACUUUAAGUCAAACUCUCAACUAGGAGAAAGCCCAGAAAUAAAGUUAGGCAGUUUUGGUAAGGGAAUUGGUAGCUCACUUAACUUUGAGUCAUCCUUCAACCUAAGAGAAAAUUUAGAAAUGAAAUUCAGCAGUAUGGGUCCUGGUGGCUCAAAAGACGUUAAAGUAACUCCCAAAGUCGGAGAAAUCUCAAAAGAAAAGAUGAACAUUAUUGACAUGAGAACUGGUAACCCACUAAACUCUGAGGUAGCCCUAAAACUAGGAGGAAAUUCAGAAAGAAAAUUGAGCAGUAUGAGUACUGGUAGCUCACAAAAUUUUAAGUCAAUAAUCAGAUUUGGACAAAACUUAGAAACAAAAUUGAGUAGUGUGGGUAUGGAUACUAGUGAUUCAGGAAACUUUAAAAGAUCAAUCAUCAGGUAUGGAGAAAGCCCAGAAACAAAGUUGAGAAGCAUCUAUCUAGGAACUGGUAGCUCAAAAAACUUGAAGUCAGCUUCCAAAUUAAGGGAAUACUCAAAACCAAAAUUGAGCAGAACUGGUAUACCUGCUGGUGGCUCAAGAAACAUUGAUUCAAUCCCUAAAGUUGAAGAAAGCUCAGAAGCAAAGUUGAGAAGUACAGGUAUGGUUGGCUCACACAAUUUUCAAUCAAUCAUCCAAUAUGGAAUAAGUUUAGAAAGAGAGUCAAGUAGUAUGGGUAUGGGUAGUGGUGGUUCACCAAACAUUUUGUCAACUCCAAAAUUAAGCGAAAACUCAGAAACAGAAUUGACCAGUAUAAUUUUGGAUAUUGGUACCUCACAGAACGUUGAAUCAACUCCAACAUUAGAAGAAAUCUCAGAAACAAAGUUGAAAAGUACAGAUAUAGGUGUUGGUGUUUCUCCAGACACUGAGGCAACUACCAAAUUAAGGGAAAGCUCAGAAACAAAAUUGACCAGUAUUAUUUUGGAUGCUGGUACCUCACAGAACUUUGAGUCAAUUCCCACAUUAGGAGAAAUCUCAGAAACAAAGUUAAAUAGUGUAGAUAUGGGUAUUGGUGCUUCUCUAGACAUUGAGGCAACUUCCAAAUUAAGGGAGAGCUCAGAAACAAAAUUGACCAGUAUUAUUUUGGAUGCUGGUACCUCACAGAGCUUUGAAUCGACUCCCACAUUUGGAGAAAUCUCAGAAACAAAGUUGAACAGUGUAGAUAUGGGUAUUGGUGUUUCUCCAGACAUUGAGGCAUCUCUCAAAUUAAGGGAGAGCUCAGAAACAAAAUUGGCCAGUAUUGAUUUGGGUACUGGUAGUUCACAAACCUUUCAGUCAAUCAUUAGAUUUGGAGAAAGCCCCAAAACAACGGUAAGCAAUAGUGGUAUGGGUACUAGUGGCUCCCUAAACUUUGAGUCAACACUCAAACUAGGAGAAAAAUCAAAAAUAAAGUUGAGCAGUCUUUCUAUGAGUAGUAGUUACUCAGGAAACUUUGAGUCAGGUUCCAUGUUAAGAGAAAAUUCUGAAGCAAAAUUGAGCAGUAUUUAUAAGGAUUCUGAUGGCUCGCUAAACUCUGAAUCAACCCUCAAACUGGGAGAACAUUCAGGAACAAGUUUUAGCAAUGUGGGCUUGGAACCUAGUGGCUUAUUAAAUUUUAAAUCUGUCAUCAGACUAGGAGAAGGCUCAGAAAGUAAAUUGACCUGUAUGAAUAUGGGAACUGAUAGUUCAUCAAAAUUUGAGUCAACUCCUAAAUUAGGAACAAAGUCAGAAGGAAAGUUGGGUAGUACUAGUAUGAGAAUCGUUGGCCCACAAAAAUUUGAGUCAGUCAUCAGAUUAGGAGACAGUUCUGAAGCAAAGUUGAGCAGUAUUCCUAAGCAUACUGGUGGCUCUCCAACAUUUGGAUCAGUCAUCAGAUUAAGACAAAACUCAGAAACAAAGUUGAGCAGUAGUGAUAUCAGUUCUGGUGGCUCACUAAAGGCAAAGUCAGUCAUCAAAUUAGGACAAAGCGCAGAAACACAGUUGAGUAAAAUACCUGUGGACACUGGUAACUACUUAAAUUUCGAGGCAACCCCCAGAUUGAUAGAAAAUUCAGAAAAAAAGAUGAGCACUUUGAGUAUGGAUACUGGCCAUACCAGAAAGCCCAAAUCAGUCAUCAGAUUAGGAGAAAACAUAGAAACAAAGUCGGACCCUACAAGUAUGGGUAUUGGUGGCUCAGCAAACUUUGAGUCAACUUCCAAACUAGGAGAAAAUUCAAAAACAAAGUUGGUCAGUAUGGAUAUGGAUAUUAUUGGCCCACUAAACUUUGAGCCAGCUUCCAACCAGGAAACAAAAUCAGAAACAGGGUUGAAAAGUAUUGGUAUGGGCAGUGGUAGCUCAAUGAAAUGUGAAUCUACUCUCAAAACAGGAGCAAACUUAGAGACAAAGGUGAAUUGUAUGCGUAUGGGGGCUGGUGAAUCACUACAUUUGGAGUCAACGCCUAAACCAGGGGCAAGUUCAGAAACAAAAUUAACCACUAUGGUUAUGGGGACUGGUAGCUCACUUAACUUGGAGGCUUCACGGAAAUUAGGGGAAAACUUAGAAACCAUGUUGAACCCUAUGGGUAUGGGUACUGGUAGCUCAUUAAACUUUCAGUUAACUCCAAAAGUAAUUCCAGAAACAAAAUUUGUCAGUAUGGGAAUGGGGACUGGUAGUUCAUUAAAUUUUCGGUCAGUUCCCAAAUUUGGAAAAAUGAGAGGCAUGGAUAUGAGUACUGAUAGCUCACUAAAAUUUGAGUCGACACCGAAACUUGGAGCAAAGUCAGAGACAAAAUUGUGCCGUAUCAGUAUGAGGACUGGUCGCUCAGUAAAAUUUCAAUCAAUUCCCCAAAAAGGGAAAAACUCAAAAACAGAGUUGAUCAGUAUGGAUAUGGGGACAAGUGGUUCAAUAAACUUAGAGUCAACAUCCAGACUAGGAGAAAAUCUAGAAACAAUGUUGAGCCGUAUGUGUAUGGGAACUGGUGGCUCUCUCCACAUUGAGUCAACUCCCAAAUUAGGAACAAACUCAGAAGCAAAGUUUGCUGGUUUUGGCAUGGGAACUGGUGGCUCAAUAAAGUUUGAGUCAACCCCCAAAAUAAAAGCAAAAUCAAAGACAAAAUUGAAUCAUAUGGGGAUUGGUCACUCACUAAAGUUUGAGUCAACCCCCAAACUUGAAGAAAACUCAGAGAUAAAGUUGAUUAGUAUGGAUAUGGGGACUUUUCAUUCAGUAAACUUUGAAUCAACUCCAAAAUUAGGAGGAAACUCAGAAACAAAAUUGAUCAGUGUGGGUGUGCAAACUUUUGGUUCUUUGAACUUUGAGUCAGCUCCCAAGGUAGGAGGAAACUUAGAAACAACAUUUAGCCGUAUGAAUAUGGGAGCACAUGGCUUGGUAAACUUUGGGUCAACUUCCAAAUUUGGAGCAAACUCAGAAACAAGAUUAUUCAGUAUGGGUAUGGGGACUGCUUUUUCAGGAAACUCUAAAUCAACUCCAAAAUUAGGGGAAAACUCAAAACCAGAGUUGAACUAUAUGGGCAUGUGGACUGGUAGCUCACUUAACUACUUAACUACAUCUACCCCCAAACUCGGAGCAAACUCAGAAACAAAGUUUACCAGCUUUGGUAUGGGAAAUCCCAAAUUAGGAACAAAUUCCCAAACAAAGUUUACUAGUUUUGGUUUUAGGGCUGGUAGCUCACUGAAUCUUGAGUUGGCUCCCAAAGUAAAAGACAACUCAGGAAAAAAGUUUCCCAGUGUUGGUAUAGGGACCAGUAGUUCAUUAAAAUUUGAGUUGACCCCCAAAUUAAAAGCAAAGCCAAGGUUAAAAAUGAGCCGUUCAGGUAUAGGAAUUUGUUGUUCACCUAAGUUUAUUUUCACUCCCAAACUUGGAGAAAACUCAAAAACAACAAUGACCAGCUUUAGCAUGGUGACUGGUAGUUCAGUAAACUUUGGGUCAACCAAACUGGGAGAAAACUUUGAAACAAAGUUGACCAGUUUUGGUAUGGGGACUGGUGGCUCAUUCAACUUUGAGUCAACUCCCCAAACAGGGGAAAACUUAGAAACAAAGUUGAUCAGUGUGAAUUUGAGGCCUGGUGACCCAGUAAACUUUGGGUCAACUCCCAGACUAAGAGAAAAUUCAGGAACAAAGUUAAUCAAUGUGGGUAUAGGAACUAGUGGCUCCCCAAACUUUAAGUCAGCUCCUGAAGUAGGGGAAAGCUCAGAAACAAAGUUAAUUAGUAUGGAUUCAAGGAGUGGCUCAGUAAUCUUUGAGUCAAGUCCAGAAUUAGGAACAAACCCAGAGGCAAAGCUGGUCAAUACAGGUUUGGGCACAAAUGACUCAGUAAACAAGUCAUCUUCUCCCAAACUAGGAGAAAACUCAGAAACAAAGUUGACCAGCAUUGGCAUAAUGACUGAUAGUUUAGUAAAUUUUGAGUCAACUAAGCUGGGAGAAAACUUGGAAACAAAGUUGACCAGCUUUGGUAUGGGAACUAGUGGCUCACUCAACUUUGAGUCAACUCCCAAAGUAGGAAAAAAUUUAGAAACCAGUGUGAGUUGUAUUGUUAUGGGAACCCAUUGCUCCUCAAACUUUGAGUCAACUCCUAUACUUAAAACAAACUCAAAACCAGUGUUAACUAAUGUGGGUUUGGGGACCAAUAAUAGUUCAUUAGAUUUUGUAUCCACUCCCCAAAAAGAAGAAAACUUAGAAAGAAAGUUUGUCAUUACUGGUGUAGGGACUAGUGACCCACUAAAUAUUGAAUCAACUCCCAACCAAGAAGAAAAUUCAGAAACAAGAUUUAUUGAUAUGGAUAUAGGAACUAGUGACUCAGUUGAGACAACUCCUAAAGUAGGAGAAAAUUCAGAAUCAAACUUGAUAAGUUUGGGGACUAGUAGCUCAGUAAAUUUUGAGUCAAGUCCUAAACUGGGAGAAAACUCACAAAAAAGAUUUGUUAUUAUGGCUGUGGGGACUAGUAGCUCACUAAAUGUUGAUUCAACUCCCAGAUUAGAGGAAAAUUCAGAAACAAGGUUAAUCAAUUUAAAUAUAGAAACUAGUGACUCACCAAAUUUUGAGACAGCUCCCAAAGUAGGAGAAAGAUCAGAAACAAAAUUGAUUAGUAUGAGUUUGGGGGCUGAUAGCUCAGUAAACUUUGAGUCACCUCCCAAAGUAGGAAACCACUUAGAAAGCACGUUGAGCUGUAAUGUUACAGGAACUAGGAGAUCACCAAAUCUUGAGCCAACUCACAUACCUAAAACAGAUUCAGAAACAUUGUUUACUGAUAUUGGAUUAGAAACUGGUAACUCACUUAAUUUUGAGUCAACCCAUAGACUGGUAGAAAACUCACAAAGAAGAUUGGUCAUUAUGUGUGUGGGAACUAGUAGCCCACUAAAUGCUGAUUCUACUCCCAGAUUAGGAGAAAAUUCAGAAACAUGUUUAAUCAAUAUGGGUUUAGGAAAUGGUAGCUCACCAAACUCCCCCAAAGUAGGGGGAAGCUCAGAAACAAUCAGUAUGGAUUUGGGGAAUAGUGAUUCAGUUAACUUUGAGUCAAAUCCCAUAUUAAGAGAAAACUCAGAAACAUUUUUAACCAAUAUUGGAAUGAGAACUGAUAGUUCCUUAAAUUUUGAGUCAAUUUUCAAAAAAGGAGUAAAUUCAGAAACAGCAUUACACAGUAUGGAUUUGGAGACUGGUGGUUCACUAAAUUUUGAGUCUACUCCCAAACUGAAAGAAAACUCAAAUAGAAGGUUAGUAAUUAUGAGUGUGGGGACUAGUGAUCCACUAAACUUUGAUUCAACUCCUAAACUAAGAGAAAAUCCAGAAACAAAAUCUAUUGAUAUAGAUAUGGGAACUGAUGACUCACAAAACUUUGAGUCCUCUCCCAAAUUAAGAGAAAACUUGGAAACAAAGUUGAUCAGUAUGGAUUUGCUGUCUGAUAGCUCAGUAAAUUUGGAGUCAAUUCCUAAAGUAGGAAAAAACUUCGAAACUAUGUUGAGCUGUAUUGUUAUGGGGAAUACUAGUAGUUCACCAAACAUUGAACUAAGUCCCAUACAUAGAGUAAACUCAGAAGCAUUAUUGGCUGAUGGAACAGGGACUUGUAAUUCACUAGAUUUUGAAUUAAUUCCCAGAGAAGAAGUAAAGUCAGAAUCAAGGUUAAUCAGUAUGGGUAUGGUAACCGAUGGCUCUCUAAACUUUAAGUCCACUCCCAAACUAGAAGAAAACUCAGAAAGAAGGUUGGUCAUUAUGGGUAAAGAUAUAGAUGACCUACCAAACUUUCAGUUAGCACCCAAACUAGGAAAAAAUUCAGAAACAAGGUUAAUCAACGUAGAAAUGAAAACUGAUGGCUCACUGAAUGUUGAGCCAGCUUCCAGAGUAGGAGGAAACUCAGAAAUAAAGUCAAUUGGCAUAGGUUUCCAAACUGGGCGCUCAGUAAUUUUUGAGUCAAAUCUCAAAUCAGAAGAAGUCUCAGGAACGAAGUUGGUCAAUGUGAGUUUAAGGAAUGGUAGCCCAGUUGGAAAAGACUUACAAACUAUGUUGAAUUCAUCAAAACCUCAGCCAACUCCUAUACCUGUAGCAGAUUCAGAAACUUUGUUGACUGAUAUUGGAGUGGGUACUGAUAGCUCACAAAAUUUUGAGUUAGUUCUCAAACAAGAAGAAAAUUCAAAAAUGGGGUUAAUCAGUGUGGGAAUGGAAACUGAUGGCUCACCAAAUUUUGAGUCACCUCAAAAAGGACAGGUAACAGAGUUGAUCAAAAUGGAUCUGGGGACUGGUAGCUCAGUAAUCUUUGAAUCAAAUCCUAAAUUAAAAGAAGACUUAGAAACAAAGUUAGUCACUCAUGGCUCAAUAAACUUUGAAUCAGUACCCAAAGUAGAAAAAGGCUUAGAAACUAUGUUGAACUCAACAAAACUUGAGCCAAGGCCCAUACUGCCAACAGACUCAGAAACACUAUUGACUGAUAUUGGAGUGGGUGCUAAUAGGUCACUAAAUUUUGAGUCAGUUCUCAAACAGAAAGAAAAUUCAGAAGUAGGUUUAAUCAUUAUGGGUCCAGAAACCAAUGGCUCACCAAACUUUCAGGCACCUCCAAAAGUGGGGGAAAUAGAGUUGAUUAAUAAGAAUCUAGAGACUGCUAGAUCAGUAAACUUUGAGUCUAUGUCCAAAGUAGGAAAAAAUCUAAAAACUAUGUUGAGCUCACAACUUGAGCCAAGUUCCAUACCUAUACUCAGUAAUUCAGCAGACUCACUAACAUUGUUGACUGAUAUUGGAGCAGGUACUGAUAGCACACUAAAUUUUGAGUCAGUUCUUAAACAAGGAGAAAAUGUAGAAACAGGGUUAAUCAGUGUGGGUAUGGAAACUGAUAGCUCACCAAACUUUGAGUCACCUCCAAAAGUGGGGGAAGCAGAGUUGAUCAGUAUGAGUUUGGGGACUGUUAGUUCAGUAAUCUUUGAGUCAAAUCCCAGAUUAGAAGACUCGGGAACAAAGUUGGUUAAUGUGAGUUUAAGAAUAGAUAGCUCUGUAAACAUUGAGUCAAUACCUAAAGUAAUGAAAGAUUUGGAAACUAUUUUGAAUUUAUCAAAACCUGCACCAAAUCCCACACCUGUAGCAGACUCAGUAACAUUGUUGACUGGUAUUAGAGCAACUACUGAUAGCUCACUAAAUUUUGAGUUAGUUAACAAACAAGAAGGAAAUUCAGAAAUGGGAUUAAUCAAUAUGGUUGUGGAAACUGAUGGCUCACCAAACUUUGAGUCGCCUGCAAAAGUAGAGGAAGCAGAAUUGAUCACCAUGAGAACCAGUAGUACAGUAAACUCUGAGUCAAUGUCCCAAAUAGGAAAAAGCCUAGAAACUACAUCAAACCCAUCAAAACUUGAGCCAAGUCUCAUACCAAUAACAGACUCAGAAACAUUGUUAAUUGAUUUUGGAGUGGAUACUGAUAGCUCACUAAAUUUUGAGUUAGUUCUCAAACAACAAGAAAAUUCAGAAAUGGGAUUAAUCAAUGUUGGUAUGGGAACUAAUGGCUCACCAAAUUUUGAGUCACUUCCAAAAGGAGAGAAAACAGAGUUGAUUAGUAUGAGUUUGGGGACUCGUAGCUCAGUAAUCUUUGAGUCAAAACCCAAAUUAGAAGACAAAGAAACAGAGUUGGUCAAUGUGAAUUUGAGGACAGAUAGCUCAGUGAGCUUUGAGUCAAUUCCCAAAGUAGUAAAAAGCCUAAAAGCUAUGUUAAACUCACCAAAACUUGAACCAAGUUCCAUACUUGUAGCAAACUCAGAAACACUAUUGACUGAUAUUGGAGUGGGUAGUGAUAGCUCACUAAAUUUUGAGUCAGUUCGCAAACAAGAAAAUUCAGAAACAGGAUUGAUCAAUGUGUGUAUGGAAACUAAUGGCUCACCAAAUUUUGAGUCACCUCCAAAAGUGAGGGAAACAGAGUCGAUCAAUAUGAAUUUGGGGACUCGUAGCACAGUAAUCUUUGAGUUAAAUCCCAAAUUAGAAGACAACUCAGGAACAAAGUUGGUCAAUGUAGGUUUGAGGACUGGUAACUCAGUAAGCUUUGAGUCAAUGCCCAGGGUAGGAAAAGACUUAGAAACUAUGUUGAACUCACCAAAAUUUGAGCCAAAUCCCAUACUGAUAGCAGCUUCAGAAACAUUGUUGACUGAUAUUGGAGUGGGUACUGAUAGCUCACUAAACUUUGAGUCAGGUCCCAAACAAGAAAAUUCAGAAUCAAGGUUAAUCAAUAUUAUGGGGAUUUAUGACUCACUAAACUUUGAGCCUACUCCCAAUCUAGAAGAAAACUCAGAAAAAAGAUUGAUCAGCGUAUCAAUGGGAAUUAAUGACUUGGUAAACUUUCAGUCAGCUUCCAAUGUAGGAGAAAAUUCAGAAACAGAGUUUAUCAAUAAGAAUAUAGGAACUGGUGGUUUGCUCAACUUUGAGUCACCUCCCAAAUUUGGAGAAAACUUAGAGAAUAUGGCAAACUGUAUUGUGAUGGGGACUAGUGAUUCAGUAAAACUUGAGUCACCUCCUAAACUUGGAGCCAACUCAGAAACAAAUUUGACUAAUAUAGGUAUAGAGAUUGGUGGCUCACUAAACUUUGAGCCAACUCCUAAACUAGGAGAAAACUCAGAAACAAAGUUGACCAAUAUGGAUAUAGAGACUGAGGGCUCACUGAACUUUAAUUCAUCUGGCAUUUUAGACGAAAAUUCAGAAGCAGUGUUGGCCAUUAUGGAUAUGGGCAAUGAUAAUUUACUAAACUUUGAGUCAACUCCAAAAGUAGGAGAAAAUUCAGAAACAAUAUUGGUUAGUAUUGGUGAUAUAGGGACUGAUGACUUACUAAACUUUGAAUCAAUUGCCAAAUUAGGAGAAAACUCAGAAACAUUGUUGUCCGUUAUGGAUAUAGGGAAUGAUGGCUCAUUUAACUUUGAGUCAACUGCCAGACUAGGAGAAAAUCUAGAAGCAAAUUUGACCAGUAUGGAUAUGGGGACUGAUGACUCACUAAACUUGGAGUCAACCACCAAAUUAGGAAAAAAUUCAGAAAUAGCACUGAUCUGUAUGGAUUUGGGUACUGAUGACCUAUUAACUGAAUCUACUUGCAAACUAGGAGAAAACUCAGAAACAAUGGUGAGCAGUAUGGGUAUGGGUUCUUAUGACUCAUUAAAUUUUGAGUCAAUUCCCAAACUAAGAGAAAACUCAAAAACAUUGGUGAGCAGUGUGGGUAUGGGUACUAUUGGCUCACUAAAUUUUGAUUCAACUCCCAAAGUAGGAGAAAACUUAGAAACAAAAUUGAGCAUUAUGUGUAUGGGUACUGGUGGCUCACUAAACUUUGAGUCCACCCCCACAUUAGGAGAAAACUCAGAAACAAAGUUGAGCAGUAUUGGUACAGUUCCUGUUAACGAAGUCGUUGAAGACGUCAUUCUGCCCAAUAUACAGUCCAGCCAAGAGGAGGAGAGUUCCUUUUUUAAUAUAUCUGCCAUUUUGGAUCAUGACAGAACAACAGAUUCUGAAAUGAGUUUUGAUUGUGAUGCCCCAAUUGAAUCAAUAACUGACCAGCAUACAUUAGCUAUGAAAGAAAUAGACCUUCUGACAGAGGUGCAUGUGGACCUGGAAGAUGCAAACUAUCAAUCUCGUUUGAGCUCUGUUCUUAAAGUUGGUUCCUUAGAGGAUACCCAACAAGUAAACCUGAAUACAGUGGAAUGCUAUGAUGAGCCGGUGCUUCCUGCUCUUCCUCAUGUGCCUCCUUCCUUUGUGGGAAAAACAUGGACUCAAAUAAUGUAUGAAGAUGAUUUAAAAAUUGAAGCUCUGGUGCGUGAAUUCCGGACAGGCCGGAAUUUCCGUUGUUAUUUUAAUGAUGAACCUGAGACUAAGAAAACAAGCAAAAAUAAUCAGAAAGGUCAGACAUCAGCUAAAGCACUGCCAGAAUUUGAUGAUACUGCAAGUGUUUGUAGUUUUGGCAACUUUUCUGAGGCCUCAGAUACGCUAUGCAAAGCUCCACCAGCCAAGAGGCCUAAGAAGCGAAUGUGGCGUAUGGCUUCUCGAUGCCAAGUUGUUAAAGUCAGCCAUGGGACUCAAACCAAUGUGGUAGACUAUUCAAUAUUUGGGAGACACGCAUUUAGUGAGCAAGAGCUAUUGGACAAUGAGACAGGUAUUUGGUUGGAGAAUGAUAAAACACCAAACACGAGUACCAGACUUUGUACACUUAAACUCCCUGAAUCCUAUACCAAAAUUUUGAGUCCCGUGCAACCUGAAACAGUAGUUUAUGUUCUUUCUUGCCCAGAGACUAAUCAGAGUAAAGGAAAUCUUGAAGAUCUUAAAAUGAGAAGAAACCAUAAUUCCAUAGAUAAUAAAGAUUCUAUAAAAUAUAAAUACAAACGGUGUUCUUUUAAGUAUUAUGAUCCAAUGACUAAUAAAGUCCUGAAAACAAUUCCUACUGACUUAGGGGAAAAGGACAAAAAACCUGCCCAUGUGAGACAGCUGUUUAAAAGUCUCAACCUAAAUGUCAAAUUGAACAAAGGUACUGCUUCUCACACAGAAUGUUUACCAGCUAGCCAGCCUUCUGACUUGUCAGACCUUGAUACCUCUACAUCAGACCCUGCUAAUGGAGAUGAUUUAACAUCAAGUCAAAAAUUGGAUGGACCUUCCCUUUCCUCAGCUAAAGGAGAUGAUUUAACAUCAAAUCAAAAACUGGAUGGACCUUACCUUUCCUCAGAGGAUUGUGAAGUUUUGAUUGACAGUUCUAUAGAUAAAUUUUAUCAGCAGUCAGCAGUCUCACCCUUAGCCACCAUGCAAGUUCAAAUAGAAAAUUAUUCCAGAUCAGCCUCAUAUAAACAGAGGGUUACCAGGACACCUGUAAAAUCAAUCAGAAGUAAACUACAAAUGAAGAAUCCAAAGAAAAUCUGGAAAAGGAAGGAGGCAAAUAGUAAGGACCCAGGUUUUUCCAAAAAGGCUUCUGGACUGAUGGUUCUCCAUCAUGGAAUUGCUAGAGUAAGAAUUAAGAACACUUCAGGCAAAGAAAUACCCUGGGUUAGGAGCAGAAAGAGUGAGAUAAUAAGAAAGUAUAUAUCACCUUUGCUCUCCAAAUAUUCUGCUAUUUUGGGUUGUGGACAUCUAGCUAGAAAAACUAUUGUGGGAAAAUACCUGAGGACGCAAAAACUUGAUUUUAAAAUGUUAAAGAAGAGGAAAAGACCCAAGAAAAUGUUUUUGAACUCUACAGUCACAUCAGGUGCUACUGAAAUACCAGAGAGACCUUCAGCAGAGUCUAUUCUGGAACAGUCAGAGUGGACUUCUUCCAAAGUUACAAGGUGGGAGGUGAGUGAUAAUCAAAGACUACUUAGCACAGAAAAACAGCCUUCUAGAACUGCUACACUACCUGCUUUAUCUUGUCCUACUACCUUAUUUAACACAGAAACUCUUUCCUUGCCAACAACCAGUGGCAAGUUGAAUGAGAAAAUGAACUAAAGAUUUUUGUGCUGUCCAGCUGAGGAUUCAAAAACCUUGGCUAAAUAUAUAUUUUAAAUUAAUAAGCUAAUAACUCAGUUCACAUGGCUGGGAUAUGGGCACAGUACACAUUGCACUGUUUUGCUAUAAAUGUUUUUUCAGAAGUUUUGUAUUUGUUUGAAUUUAGCAAUUAGGGCCUUAUUUUUAGACUUAAAUGCACUUGUUGUCCACCCUUUUCUGCAGAAAAACUGUGAUCUUGUAUAAUAUAAUUUAGUAUAAAAUAUUAAAAUUGGCCCCCAAUUUGAUGCUCUCCCUCUCAGUCUUUGUGAUUGUACCUCUCGUAUCCUCAGAUUAUAAUAAAUUGUCAAAAUGACACCUAGGAAAUAUAGUGAAACAAAUCUUGUCAUAUUUUUUAUGACAAAUUAGUGGUUAUAUACACAUAAGUUAUAUGUGUUUAGGACUGCUUUAGGAGCAGUGUCAGUACAGAAUGAGAUUAGUAAAUGAAAAUGAAGUACAGUUCAAUCAUAAGACUGGAAGGGACCAUGAAAUGUCAAAUAGAGAAUUUCCCUCCUUUGUUGGUAGAAUCUCAACUAAAAGAUUAAGCAAAUGAAAAUUAACCUUGUUUUUAAGUCUCUAGGAAAAGAAUUUCCCAAAUAUCCCAAUUAACUAAAAAUUUUUCAUCAGUUUUUCAUCUAUCAACUAUGCCCUCUCUCAUGCCCUAAUUUCAUUCAUUUGGUCCCACCGCCCAAAAAAAAAAAAAGCUCAAAUCCUUGUGAGUUUCCAGAUAGUAACAAUUUAGGUUUGUGGGUGGAAGGAAAAUCCCAUUCUUUCCAGUUUCUUUGUCCUUCUACUUCUUUCUUUCUUUCUUUCUUUCUUUCUUUCUUUCUUUCUUUUUUACCUGCACAAUGAAAAAAAUUACAUUUGACUUUUAAACCCACAGAGCAUAUAGUUAAAAUAUGAAGAUUCAGGUUAUCUUAAUGUUUUGUUGUCCAAAAAUAGAGAUAGGGAGAGAGACUGAAUUUAUUGAUAUUGGGAACUCCAUGAUGAAGAAACCCUUUCUCACAGUGCAAGUUGCCACCUUUUUUGUAAAAGUCUUAGAGAGCUGCCUAGAAUGCACAAAGGGUAAUUUACGAUUUGCCCAAGCUCACAUGGCCACUAUGUGUCAGACUUGAUCCCAUGUUUUCCUUGUGCUGAGACUUUAUCUCUUAUAACACAUUGCUGCUCAUAUUUCAACAAUAUGUGUCAAAAAAGCCUACUUAGUUGGUUUUGUUUUUAGCUCUAAUCAAAUUUCAUUGGUCAGGUGACAUAAGCAGGUCUUUCUUAAAUGAUUUGUUAAUUCAGAUAAAAAAAACCCAACAACUCACUAUUUCAAAAGACCUAAUAAUUGACUAUUGACAUUCAAAUGCUGAAGUCUAUUUUAUGAACACUCACAUUCUUUCAUUAAAUAUCUUUAAAAUUGUUAACUAAUUCCAGGGCUCUAGAGACAAGCAAAAAGAAGUAUAAUGCCUAUAGUUUGUGGUAACAACAUGGACUUAAAUGUUGUUUAAUAUCUUUAUUCAGUAAAUAACUUGGCCUGAUAAAUGUUUCAUCCUGGUAUAUGAAAACUCUCAAGAAGUCCCCUUUUAAAAAUAACACUAAUAUUCGGGAAUAAGAAUAAUUAAUUUUAUAGGAUAACUUGCCAGCAUACUUUUUAAUGUAUGCAGCUAUGUUUCAAAAGACACGAUCUUAAUAACAAUGGGAUUAUAUUGUAUUUUGAAAAUUCUUACAUUGAAUCAGAAAUAAGAUGUAAAGAAAAGGUAAUAUCUUUUAAAAAAUUUAUAUGUAAAUGUGCAAAACAUGUUUUAAUUUCUUUGUCUAAAAUGCCAUGGACCACUAGACCAUAAUGACCUAUAAAACUUAGGUCUCAGAAGACAAACAUAUCCUUUUGCAGAUGGGAAGUAAAGAAAUUAUUGGUAUGUAAAAAUAUUCCUGGUGUGGGAUGGGGUGGGGGGGGUCUCAAAUGCACAUGCAUUAUUCAAUUAAGUACUCUUAAUAGUAAUUCUGCAUGCUUUUGUUAUAAGAAAAAAAAGAAAUAAUAUAUGUGAAAGCACUUUGGAAAAAAUGCGCUACAUAAGUGCAAGGUAUUAUUAUACCUGUUAAGAAGGAGAAUUCUUAAUAAUUUAGAAAUGACCAAACAUUUUUACAUUUGCAUAUUAAUAACUUUUUUAAAAGAGAGAUACAUUUUAAGUCUCAGUUUGAAAAAGAGUAUUAUGGUUCUCUAAAAUUAUUAAAAAUAAGAGCUUAUGAUACAGUAUUGAUUAUUUCUUUUGACAGGUUAGAAUUCUGCUAAUUUAGUAAUAAUAAUAGCUUCCAUUUAUAUAGCGCUUGAUUACAAAGCACUUUACAUACAUUAUAAGAGUGUUUUAAAAUACAAUUCUAAUUUAACUCAAAAUUAAUACCUUGUGAAAAUUUAUUGCUAGCAGAAUUUUGUAUGAUACAAAAAAUGCCUUUUCUGCCAAAAUAUUUUCUUGCCCAUUUUGCAGAUUACACAUUGGGUCAUCAUGGUAGAGAAUAUGUAAUUAUUUUGUAUGUUUUAUUGAGAAUACACAUGAAAAGUUUAAUAGUAAACAUUUGAGUGCCACUGUCAUGAAUAGUUAAUUAACUUUGUCCCUGUCCUAUAAUAGAGCUUUUUGUUAACUCCAGUAAGAUACACAAAGUAUGUGGACCUUGUGAUGUAAAAGAUUGUUUUCCUUUUGUGCAUUUAAGUCCUUAAUGUAAAUAGGGCUCUUAAUCAGGGUAACACUUUUUUUUUUUAUAAAGAUCAACUAUAUUUAAGUAAACAUUGAAAUAAUUAUAUAUUUUCUUUUAAAACCAGUAUAAAGACUAACAGUGUACUAUUUUUUUAAAGAAAGACAUUUGAAGGGUAAGUCUUGGUAAAUUUUUGUUUUCAAAGAUGUCCAGAUAACAAAAUGUAUUGUUGUGUGUUGAACAUUGCCUAUAUUUUUUGUACAUAUUAGAAACCUUUUCUGGGAAUGCUCAAGAAAUCUGAGAAUUAUAAUAACCAAAGUACAUUUUAAAGUUGGUUUGACAAUAAAGGAGCCAGUAACUUAAAAAAAAAAAAAAGAACACCUUAGGAAGUAUGGUGAGUUGUGAACAUUGCUGAUGUUGUAAAAAAUGCAGAUACACUAAGAGAAAUAAUUUUUAAAAGAGAUGUUCUUGCCCUAGUCAAAUUGUCCCUAGUAAAAUUAGUACUUUGUAAUGUUUCACUUCAUUUACCCAUAAUAAAAUUUCUCAGUGUAACAGUGA